Messenger RNA from Eufriesea mexicana, 872 nucleotides. Its product is annotated as pyrimidodiazepine synthase. Gene Ontology annotation, cellular component: cytoplasm. NCBI's taxonomy places the organism in Eukaryota, Metazoa, Arthropoda, Insecta, Hymenoptera, Apidae. The record is from RefSeq and is a predicted model, not a curated record. Bases 153 to 872 code for a protein of 239 amino acids. Gene Ontology annotation, biological process: glutathione metabolic process. Gene Ontology annotation, molecular function: glutathione dehydrogenase (ascorbate) activity; glutathione transferase activity. The transcript is spliced from 6 exons.
UUAUACGUUGUCAAAAACAAUCACGUGUCUGUAAUUAAUUCUACUAGAAUUAAUUAAUAUAUUAACAUUUAAACACGAUUAACCUUCCAACCUAUUCAAGAUAUAUUACCAAUUUUAUUCUUAGAUAUAAGUGUAAAGAAAUAAUAACCAUUAUGAGCAGCUUACAUCUUGGACCUGAUUCUCAAAAACCACCAGAAGUAAAAGGGCAAGUUCGUUUAUAUGGUAUGAAAUUUUGUCCUUUUACACAUCGAAUUCAAUUAAUACUUUCGUAUAAAAAUAUUCCACAUGAUAUCGUUAAUAUUAAUAUAAGGAAUAAACCAAAAUGGUAUUUGGAGAUUCAUCCAGAAGGUAAAGUUCCAGCACUUGUUGAUGCUGAUGGUAAAGUAAUUGUUGAUUCAAUAGUUAUAGCCAAUUAUUUAAAUGAAAAAUAUCCUGAACCACCUUUAUAUAAUAAAGAAACAAAAGCUCGUGAUUUAGAAUUGUUAGAUCAUUAUUCCAAGCUUUCCAGUAUCUUCUCAAACUGUGUUCAUGGUAAUGAUAACAGGCCAAUCAAUGAAAUUAUUGCUGAAAUUUCAUCUAUUUUAGUAAUAUUUGAAGAAGAACUUAAAAUUCGUGGGACAGUUUAUUUUGGAGGAGCACAACCUGGUAUGUUAGAUAUAUUGAUGUGGCCAUGGGUUGAACGACGAAAAUCCCUAUCUUUAAUUUAUGAAGAACCAAUAAAUUUUCAUGAUGGAAAUUUCUCACAUUUAAUGAAAUGGAUGCAAGAAAUGAAAGCACAAUCAUUUGUACAGAAAAAUGAAUGUUCGUAUGAAAAGUUUGCUCAGUUAAUUAAGAAUUUAAAGACAGGAAAUGUUGACUUUGAUAAACUUUAA